Messenger RNA from Alternaria atra, 918 nucleotides. RefSeq lists its product as uncharacterized. NCBI's taxonomy places the organism in Eukaryota, Fungi, Ascomycota, Dothideomycetes, Pleosporales, Pleosporaceae. Bases 1 to 918 code for a protein of 305 amino acids. Gene Ontology annotation, molecular function: ubiquitin protein ligase binding; protein tag activity. Gene Ontology annotation, cellular component: nucleus; cytoplasm. The record is from RefSeq and is a predicted model, not a curated record. The transcript is spliced from 3 exons. Gene Ontology annotation, biological process: modification-dependent protein catabolic process; protein ubiquitination.
AUGCAGAUCUUCGUCAAGACCCUCACCGGAAAGACGAUCACCCUCGAGGUUGAGUCUUCUGACACUAUCGACAAUGUCAAGAGCAAGAUCCAAGACAAGGAGGGCAUUCCCCCAGACCAGCAGCGCUUGAUCUUCGCUGGCAAGCAGCUUGAGGAUGGCCGCACCUUGUCCGACUACAACAUCCAGAAGGAAUCGACCCUGCAUCUCGUCCUCCGCCUUCGUGGAGGUAUGCAGAUCUUCGUCAAGACUCUGACCGGCAAGACCAUUACCCUCGAGGUUGAGUCAUCCGACACCAUCGACAACGUAAAGUCAAAGAUCCAAGACAAGGAGGGCAUUCCUCCGGAUCAACAACGUCUUAUCUUCGCCGGAAAGCAACUCGAGGAUGGCCGCACUCUGUCCGACUACAACAUUCAGAAGGAGUCUACACUGCAUCUCGUCCUGCGCCUGCGCGGUGGUAUGCAAAUCUUUGUCAAGACCCUGACCGGCAAGACCAUCACGCUCGAAGUGGAAUCAAGCGAUACCAUUGACAACGUCAAGUCAAAGAUUCAGGACAAGGAGGGUAUCCCUCCGGAUCAACAACGUCUCAUUUUCGCCGGAAAGCAGUUGGAAGACGGCCGUACUCUAUCCGACUACAACAUCCAGAAGGAGUCCACGCUUCACUUGGUGCUUCGCCUCCGUGGUGGUAUGCAGAUCUUCGUCAAGACUCUUACUGGAAAGACUAUCACAUUGGAAGUCGAGUCCAGCGACACGAUUGACAACGUCAAGUCCAAGAUCCAGGAUAAGGAGGGUAUUCCUCCUGACCAACAGCGUCUUAUUUUCGCUGGUAAGCAGCUGGAAGACGGUCGAACGCUCUCAGACUACAACAUCCAGAAGGAGUCCACUCUCCACUUGGUGCUCCGUCUUCGUGGCGGACAGUAG